Molecule: messenger RNA, 2436 nt
Organism: Morone saxatilis (striped sea-bass)
Lineage: Eukaryota; Metazoa; Chordata; Actinopteri; Moronidae
Gene: faima
Product: Fas apoptotic inhibitory molecule a
Exons: 5
Coding region: 447-989 (180 amino acids)
Biological process (GO): canonical NF-kappaB signal transduction; positive regulation of neurogenesis; negative regulation of extrinsic apoptotic signaling pathway via death domain receptors
Source: RefSeq, a predicted model, not a curated record
GCUAACAAAAGAGAGAUAUUUUACGGGACUGGCGCAGUUAUGCUUCCGUUUUUAUUUUCAAAAUAAAAUUGUAGUUUUUUUUAAAACCAGCUACUUUUAGGCAGUUUGAUGACCAACGCCCACCUUAUGUUUAUCUAUGUAUGAUAUUGCAGAAACUCUGGUUUUAGUGUUUUGUAAAGCUUUAAGCGCUUUAAUCUGAAAUAGUUCAAACGCUGCCUGCUCUUAUUUUGAAAGGGAAAACCCUGACACCGGACGUCGCAACGCAAAAAACAGCGCCAACUUCCCGCAUUUAUCCUUAGCCGUGUUUUUCUAACCGUGUACGUUUUAACAUUAUACACUGUAAUGACUUCACUGUGGUGGCAGUGUCUUUAGGUGGAUACGCGUAAAACCUGCACAUAAAUGUAUGACAACGCUGCUUUAUCACUAACUAACGUCAGGGUCUGAACAUGUCCAAUGACCUCGCUGGUGUGUGGGAGGUGGCACUGAGUGAUGGUGUCCACAGGAUAGAGUUUGAACAUGGCACGACCACCGGGAAGAGGGUCAUCUUCGUCGAUGGAAAGGAGGUAGUGAGGCGGGACUGGAUGUUCAAACUUGUGGGGAAGGAGACUUUCAGUGUGGGCAAGUCAGACACCAAAGCGACCAUCAACAUCGAUGCAGUCAGUGGUUUCGCCUAUGAGUACACCUUGGAGAUCAAUGGGAAGAGCCUGAAGAAGUACAUGGAGAACAGAUCAAAGGUCACCAGCACCUGGGUUCUCAACUUGGAUGGCAUUGACUGCAGGGUGGUGCUGGAGAAAGACACAAUGGAUGUUUGGUGUAAUGGACAAAAGAUUGAGACUGCAGGGGAGUUCGUGGACGACGGCACAGAAACACAUUUCACACUCGCGGACCACAACUGCUGCGUGAAGGCCGUCAGCAGCGGGAAGAGACGAGACGGGAUCAUCCACACGCUGCUCGUGGAUGGCACAGAGAUAGCUGAAUGCACAGAGUGACCGUGUGGGUGUGUGUUUCUACAUUUGUGUGAAAGCAGAGAUCUCGUUUGUACGUGUGACUCUUGGUAUCUGUGAAGAGUAGAAAAAAAAGUCAUUUAAAGCUUUUGGGAGUCAGGGACCAAUUGACAAAGAUAUGCGCUCCAGUGUUUGGAUGGCCAUCCUCUGGAGGGUAUAUUAGCCAUACAUCGGUACUGUAAAGGUUGCUCUGUGUUAAUAUAGUACAAGUUGAAGACGGGACCUGCAGUCUGGGCAGUUUUAGAGGAGAGGGUACAGCCAUACAUUUCAGCCAGAAAAAGGGAUUUACUGUCUCAAAAUGUAACUUCACAUUGAAACACUUUUUUGAGUCGUAAACUUGUACUUUAUAUUGAUUAUAAAUACUAUAAAUUUUAGUACUGGUAUCAAUAUUGGAGUCCAGAUGUGCCAUAUGUAUCUAUCUCAGCCUGGCUUCGCCCUGCGGUCGUAACACGAGCAGCUGGUGUUCUCUUAGAGACCUUCUGUACCUAUUGUGAUUUUGUAGAAAACAACCACUUUAUAAAUAACACAAACCCCAGACUUCUUGUCCCCCUGCUCUUCUGUUGUAUGUUUUUAAAUGUUGCGCAGUAGGAGGAUCAAAUACCAGGGUACAAGAUUAUUCCUUGAAUGUAGCCUCAUUCCAGCGUGCACUGCUCAGGAGUCUUUGUUUAGUCUGACGUUGACGUGUUAAAUGGUCUGUGUGGUUGGUUCAGCCAGUUGAUCUUACAGUAAUAUGUAAUUAGCUUCUAGCAGACUGUGUCAAAACAUCCUUGUCUACAAUUUAACGGCAGUAACAAUUUCUUAGACAAUCAUACAGAUGUGACAUUAUUGCCAGUAAUUGUAUAGAAAUCAUACACACAGCGGAAGUGAAUCCCCUGCUGAUAUCCAAAAAUACUUUGUAGACUUCAGAGAUGUGUGCAGUUCUGUCGUGCUGUAAAAUAAUAAGUCUUGUUUUCUAUGUAAAGGCCAGAUUUUAAGAUAAUUUAAGAUAAACAUUUUUAUAAAGUCCUGGUUGCAAAUUAAAGAGUGAAAAUGUAUUCAUCUCAAGGCAUUUACUAUUUUUUGAGCACUGGUAAAAAAAAAAAAAGUAUGUGAAAACACUUACAUGAACAACAGUUUUGUGUUUUGACCAACAGAAAAACAAACUUAAUUCAAGGUCUCCAUGACAACUGAGUGAACUUUCUCCAGAGAUGCAGCUGAAAGCUCCAGUAAAAUCUACUAAAUGGACCUUUUUUUGUCAAACAAUUUCCAUGGUCAAAGAUAAACUUUCAUGCUCAAUAGACUGUGAUUUCUAACAUUUGUGUUGUUGUAUCAUUAAAAAUAUGUCUCAUAUGUCCGGUGUAUGAUUUAAGUGAAUCAGUUAUUUCAUUUUGUUCACUGUUACGGUAACAUUACAUGUUGUUAUGGUAAAUGUUAAUCUGAUGAUCCGGUUUUG